UACAUUUUAACAGGGAAGCUUACCUUAGACCAACUCUCUUCAUCUUGCACCAUGAGAAUGGAUUAUGAACAGAAUGGAGACAAAGACACUUCCUUGGAUCAGGAUUCAGAGCCUGAAAGUCCUUUCCUACCAUCAGAUAUUUUAGAACCUCUGGGUCAUUAUGCAUGGAGUUUUCGUGAUCAUGUCAGGAAAAAAAUAGUUCCACCUCCAGAGAUGCUGCAGAUGUUUAGCGAACAGAGGAAAAACCCUGUGUUUCUGGAAUGCAGGAUCCCAAGAAUGACAGAAGACGUGGCCCGGAAUGCGCUCCUCAGCUUUGUCCAUUCCAAAUGUUGUUAUGGCAACAGAGCUGCCAGAGAGCUAGUCAUUCAGGAAUUGAAGCCACAGACAUUAUACAGAUAUCGUCUGGAGACUUUUAAUGAAACAAGAUUAUGUGAAUGGACUUUUGAACCUUACACUACUGGUUUAAUAGAUGGGCCACAAAAUGGUGCACCCCCUCCGCCAUGGGAUAUUAAAGUCCAGCCACCACAGAUGUUUCAGGAAGAUACAAAGAAGUUCCGGGUACCUCACACUUCUUUUGUCAAGGAGUGUCAUAAGUGUCAUGGCCGUGGCCGAUAUAAAUGUAGUGGUUGCCAUGGCGCUGGCAGGAUGCGGUGCCUUACAUGCAGUGGAGCCAGGCAAAAAGCAAAAGCAAAGUAUUUGAAACAUCACAAACGAUGCCAGAUGUGUUCAGGCAGUGGCCGCAGAAGGUGUAGUACUUGUUCUGGAAGAGGCAACAAGACCUGUCUUACCUGCCGGGGAGAGAAAAAGUUGCUCCACUUUAUUCAGCUGACAAUAACUUGGAAGAACAAUGUAUUUGAAUUCAUUUUUGAGCACCAGAUGAACUUUCCAAGAGAACUACUCAAUAAAACUAUGGGAGAGAACAUAUUUAAAGAUGAAAACACACAGGUAUAUCCUCUCAUUGAUUUUCCUUAUCCUGAGAUCGCUCUGGCAUCACAAAGAGCUAUUGCAGAGCAUAAUGCCUCCUUCACCAGCACAUCUCACAUCCUGCAGCAGCGGCAGACUGUUGAGUUAAUUCCUGUUACUGAAGUCCAUUACUGCUAUGCUGAGAAGAUGUACCUUUAUUAUAUCUACGGAAUGGAGAACAAGGUCCAUGCCCUGGACUACCCAGAAAGAUAUUGCUGUGGUUGUACCAUCAUCUGACCAUGGAAAAAACUGCAAGGAGGAGUUCCGUUAUGAAAAAACCUAUUCUUAUAGCCAUGCUA
This is a messenger RNA of Pogona vitticeps (central bearded dragon), 1262 nucleotides long. It is a transcript of the gene SSUH2, whose product is annotated as ssu-2 homolog. Lineage: Eukaryota; Metazoa; Chordata; Lepidosauria; Squamata; Agamidae. The record is from RefSeq and is a predicted model, not a curated record.